UCAACAUCUAUCAGAAAGAAAAAAAAAAAUGAAGUACUCCUGGUUCUGGAUGACUACUACCACCUUGGCCCCAGUCCUGGCCAGAUACACCCUCACCCUUCCUCCCUCCAUCAGCAUCGGCCCCGUCAAUGCGGACUUCUCGGUACCCUCGCUCGACCAAUCUGACCUGGCCGCUCCGAAGCUGGACCGCGUCAACGCCUCCUCCUUUGACUGGUGGUACUUUGACGCCAUCGCAACGGAUAACCCUAACACGACGGUGGCGGUGGCCUUUGUCUCUGCCGGGCCGUCGGGGUCGCCGUUCCCCUUGCCUGGGUCCGAGGGAAAUGGCACCGGACCAGGGAUCGGAGUCGGCAACGAGACCGCGGCGCUCUUUGCGCAUGUCUGGGUGACGUACCCGAAUGGGAGCUCCCUGGUGAAGAGCGGGAUUGCCUCACAGGCGACAGUCUCGGGGUCUGGCGAUUCCAGCAUGGGUCUCUGGAGUGGUGGUGGGGGGUGGAUGGGCAGUGAAGAGGGAUACGAGGUAUCUUUGGAGAUGCCUGGUGUGAGGGGGACAAUUAGUAUGGACAAGAUCACACCUCCCCACUCCCAUUGUUCAGCCCCCGGACAGUUCAACACCUCGCUGGAACUGGGGCCGCUUGGAUGGGUGAGUAUUCUACCGGAUGCAAUUGCCUCUGUGGACAUCGACGUGCACAACGGCGAGCGACUUCGAUUUGACGGAUAUGGCUAUCAUGACAAGAACUGGUCCAACCGCCCGUUUGCCCCCAGCACGAAAUCGCUCUUCCGCGGCCACGCCCAUCUCGGAAACUACUCGGUCGUCUGGGUUUCCUAUGUCCCUGCCGCGCCACCUUCCUUCUCUCCAUCCAGAUCCCACCGCGAACUGGACAUGGACAUGGACAUGGACAUGGACAUGGAAACGGAAAUGGACCUCCAAGCCGACCCCGAAAUCCUCAGCGUCUACAUUGCGCGGGAUGGCGAAACCGUCAGCGCCUCCUGCGCCGCCAACGCGGUGAGCUACCGUGCGGUCCGCGAGGAAACCGAGGGCGGCCCCGUGUCCGGGUACGAGGUUGUGCUUCCGGGCGCGAGACUGCAGGUUGCGACGGAUGUCGAGGUGUCGCAGGUGGGCGGGAGAUAUGUGCGGUGGAGCGGCCGGGCGCGGGGGGAGAUUUUGGGAGGGCAGGAGGAGGGGGGGGCGGUUUUUGAGAGGUUUUUAUACUGA
This is a messenger RNA of Aspergillus ochraceoroseus IBT 24754, 1216 nucleotides long. RefSeq lists its product as uncharacterized. The record is from RefSeq and is a predicted model, not a curated record. The transcript has 3 exons. Lineage: Eukaryota; Fungi; Ascomycota; Eurotiomycetes; Eurotiales; Aspergillaceae. The coding region runs from base 29 to 1216 and encodes 395 amino acids.